Messenger RNA from Drosophila obscura, 3320 nucleotides. RefSeq names its product pickpocket protein 19. Gene Ontology annotation, biological process: sodium ion transmembrane transport. The record is from RefSeq and is a predicted model, not a curated record. Gene Ontology annotation, cellular component: membrane. NCBI's taxonomy places the organism in Eukaryota, Metazoa, Arthropoda, Insecta, Diptera, Drosophilidae. Gene Ontology annotation, molecular function: ligand-gated sodium channel activity.
AUUGAAGCAGGCCAAGUGCUUUACGCCACAAAUCGCUUGUGCUUUGUGGUCGCUCGGCUCUGUGGUAUUUUCCUCCCUUGUAGUCACCGGACGGGGCAGAUUCAGGGUGCAGUUGCAUCUUUUCAAGAUGUACUUCACAUGGCACUUGUAAAUACACUCGGAUCGUGACUGGCCCAGCCGCACAAUCUCACUCUGCAACGAUAAAACUUUUAAUGGUUUCCUCCCGUUAAAAAAAAAAACCUCAUUCCGGCAUCACCUCAAACAGACAGCGGCGCAUUUCGAUGGGACGAGCCUUCACAUCCGCCUCGGCUGUGAAGCGCAGUGGCUCCACGGGAACGACAAUACGAUCCUCCGAGGAAUAGGCGAUACUUUGGCCCAGCAGCUGGGUGGGCUCAUGCACAAUCACCUGGAGAGGUGCACAAAGGCGUCAUUAUUAUCGAUACAAUUGAUUGUUAACUCACCGCCAGCAUAUUUAGAGUAAACAAAUUUUGAUUACGAUAUAUUUUCACAUUGAGGCCGCUGAGGGAACCCGAAGCAGCCACGGACCACGGCCAAGUCUCGUCCGGCAAUUCGCAGCGCAGCGAGUUGAAGACAUACGCAAGUCCCCUGUAGGUGGAGACUGACCGAAAGAGACUGCAGCAGUUCAUGGGCUUGCGGCGCCACGUGCACUCCAUAAAGAAAUGCUUGCAAGAAUCCUGCACUGAAUCAUGUAUGGAGUCCAAGUCCAGCAUGGUGGGAUCCACAUCUGCGUAGUCGGCAAACUCUUCGAAGCUAUGUUCAUCGAGUCGGGCUGCAUCGGGGGUUUGCCAGAGAACGGCCCGCGCCAUAUUGAAGACUCUGGUGCGGCGCUGCGCCUCCUGUGACAUAUUGAGAUUGGUGACAACCAUGGGAAUGAUGGUCACUGCCGGAAAACUGAUCUCCGAUACGUGGACGUCGGUGCGUUCGAUGGUCGUUUGCACCCAGUAGUAAAAGUAGCGCUCCGAGGAGAGGAUGCACACAUAGACAGUGGCAAUGGCAAAGAUCACCUUCAGUGGUAUGCGGGCACAGCUGCAAAGGGGUUCAAGUGGGGGGUUCAAGUUGGGGCAGUGUCAGCGAAAGUGUGUGGUUAACCUACCGCCUAAUGGAAAGCCAUUUACUGUUUUUCUUUUUGUCCUUUUUCUUGGACUUAGUCUGCUUGCCCGGCCCACUAUCAUUAACAUCAUCAUCAUCGCCGUCAUUACCGAGUUGCGGAUCAGGCUGCCACUCAACUUCACCCAUUUCGCUCAACCAAAGGACUGAGGACUUGGGCUGGGUAAAGUCACGGUUAAUUGGGAGGCGAGCCCGCUAAUCAAUGAGUGCGACGACACGGACACGCACCUCUUCCACUUCCGGCUUAUCAUUUGCCGCAAACAUAACUACUCAAUUACAGGCCGAUGUGAACCGUAAUGGAUGCCUGUCCGAUAAAAGUUUCCCACAGCAAUUUGCACAGCCAUUCCAUAAAAGGGUUCCCCGGCAGCCGGACCACAGCUCAGUGAAUCAACGACACGCGUCCCGGCAUGGCGAAUGGCGACAAAUCGGAUGAGCCGCAGAAGGCUGACGCUAAGUGCUUUAUGGAGUUGCUGCGCGUCUACUUUCGGAGCUACUGCGAAAAGUCAACCAUCCAUUGUGUCCGCUAUCUCUACGAUCCGCAGCUGCACAACCUGGAGAGGUCUGCAGGCGUUAAGCGUUGAGCAGGCAAGUGGAUUGAUUGGCCACUGAUGCACCUUGUGCUGUCCCUUUGCAGACUUAUCUGGUGUUUGCUGCUCUGCGGCAGCAUUGCCCUGUCGUGGUUCUUCUAUCUGAUGCUGUCGGAACGAUUUGUGUCGCAGAAGCUGCAAACUGUCGUCCAAGAUCCGCAGUAUCCCGUCUUUCUCGUUGAAUUUCCAGCCGUUGGCAUUUGCCCUCACAAUCGCAUCAAUUGGAGCCAGCUCAAGGCAGCCAAGGCGCGAUUCCUGCCUGCCAAUGCCAGCUCGGAGCUGGUGGCGUCCUUCACCACUUUGGUUAUUCGUCUGGAAACGCUGAGCUUUGGCAGCUAUGCGGCCGGCUUGUCAGAGCUGAAGGACGACAAUCUCGAGGCAAUGAACUUCAUUAACCUCACAACGUUGGCAUAUUUCCUGACGCUAAGCUGCGAGGAUAUUAUUGUGCCGGACUCGUGCCUGUGGCGCAGCUCGCCCUUCGACUGCUGCGAGUACUUUGUAAUGGAGAAGACGGAGUUCGGGUUCUGUCUGGUGUUCAACUCGGAGCUUUCGCCGCGCUCCAAGGAGAUCAAGGCACGCGAGGGCCCCAAAUUCUAUCCGCGUCACAAUGCGAAGGCUGGUCAGGGCACGGGUCUCAACUUUGAUCUGCUCAUCAAUGAGAGCUUCAAGCGACCGAACUCCCUGGCUACCGACAAAGUCUAUAUAAUGAUCAAGAAGCCAGACCAAAUGAGCAAUGUGGUCUAUUCCAUGACCCAAAACACCGAGACCUAUGUGACGGUUCGGCCCGACCUGACGUGGACCGAUGAGACUACCCGGAGCAUUCCUCCCGAGCGUCGCAAUUGUCUGUUUGUGGACGAGCAGCUGGAAUUGGAUCCCGCGGACUCGGCCAAGAAGUAUGGCAGACCCUUUCAGCUGACCAACUGUCUGAAUCGGUGCCACGAGUCGUACCUGAUUGAGCUCUGCAACUGCUCCCUGCCCAUUUUCUUUCUGCAAAACCAAAAAGUCAAGGAAUGCACUGCAACCAGCCUGCGGUGCCUCGCAAGGAAUAAUGAUAUUUUCAGCUACGACAAGCGUCGGGAGGAGGAUGCUCUGUUUAGUGCCACCAAGCCAGGCAUGACAUGCUCCUGUCUGGUCAACUGCUAUCUGCUCGACUACUACACAUCCACAACGACGUUGCCGCUCUCCGCCAAGCGAAUUCCCAAGAAUCCGCAGCAGAAACUCUUCAAGGGGGAUGUGCACUACCAAGUGGAGACGACGCCGCUGUACCGCACCAGUCUGGAGUUUACCACGAUUGAUUUGAUUGCUAAUUUGGGUGGCAUCUUUGGCCUGUGCUUGGGCGCGUCUAUGGUCAGUGCAUUUGAAUUGAUUUACUAUCUAACCAUCGGCUUUGGCAUGCAUCUUUAUGACAACGCAUACUUUGGCGUACUCCAGCACAAAAUAAAGAUAAAGUGGCGCACCUUCAAGAGCUAUUUGCAGAACGAAGUCACCCACCUAGCUGACCACCAGGUGCAUACAACCCAAAAGGAACAGGCCAAAAGCAAGAUAAGGCAUCCGCACCAGCAGCAGCACCAGCAGCAGCACCAGCACCAUAGGAAUGCUUGGUGA